Messenger RNA from Lineus longissimus, 2140 nucleotides. RefSeq names its product novel acetylcholine receptor chaperone-like. Lineage: Eukaryota; Metazoa; Nemertea; Pilidiophora; Heteronemertea; Lineidae. Gene Ontology annotation, biological process: chaperone-mediated protein complex assembly; positive regulation of protein localization to cell surface. The transcript has 3 exons. The coding region runs from base 62 to 601 and encodes 179 amino acids. The record is from RefSeq and is a predicted model, not a curated record. Gene Ontology annotation, cellular component: endoplasmic reticulum.
UGUAAUUUUCGUCAUUACGGACCGAAGUCCGGGAGAUUUCGUAUAAUUCUCUUAGGAAAAAAUGUCUACCAAGACAGUUUUGACGAUUUUGGGUCUCACUUUAGGCUUCUUUUUCAUCUUUAUGGGAACAAUAAAACUGACCCCGAUUUUCAAUGAAGAUAUCUAUAGACAAAUGAGAAAAAUGUUCAUCAGGGAAACAAAGGUGUUUCCAUUUUCUGGCAUGACUGGCUGGAAACCAGAUCCUCAUGUCUACAGGAAGUGUGUUGGCUGUUUAGAGGUUGUCUGUGGAGUAACCAUGGCAUUCAUACCAGGAGUGGUGAAGAAUAUAGCGAACAUUCUGCUGUUUAUAGAAAUGAUUGGAGCAGCUUAUACACACUGGGCACUUGAGGAACCCUUCGACAGACUCACACCAUCCCUUAUAUUUGGUAUGCUCCUCGCAUGUCGAUUCAUCAUGAAUAAACAAUACUUGGACCGGAUGGAGAAUGAGGAAAAAGAGAUGGCUGGACUGCGAUCAAAAAAAGCAGCGGCUGAGGACAGAUAUGAAGAACUAGUGAGAAAAAUAGGUGAAGAGGAGGAAAAUGAGGUGAAGAAGAAGAAGUAGUAAAUAUAAUCCCAACUGUGUGUUUUUUGGCGUUGAAACAUCGAGCGUAAUGUAUUGUUCGUUGCUAUCUUCCUGUUUUGGUGUCUAUCAUGAAAUAAUAGCUGUUCUAGUGUCUAUCAUGAAAUAAUAGUUAUCACUGAUCAAACAGGGUUCCAUCUUCCUGUUCUAGUGUCUAUCAUGAAAUAAUAGCUGUUCUAGUGUCUAUCAUGAAAUAAUAGUUAUCAUUGAUCAAACAGGGUUCCAUCUUCCUGUUCUGGUGUCUGUCAUGAAAUAAUCAUUGAUCAAACAGGGUUCCAUCUUCCUGUUCUGGUGUCUAUCAUGAAAUAAUAGCUGUUCUAGUGUCUAUCAUGAAAUAAUAGUUAUCAUUGAUCAAACAGGGUUCCAUCUUCCUGUUCUAGUGUCUAUCAUGAAAUAAUAGUUAUCAUUGAUCAAACAGGGUUCCAUCUUCCUGUUCUGGUGUCUAUCAUGAAAUAAUAGCUGUUCUAGUGUCUAUCAUGAAAUAAUAGUUAUCAUUGAUCAAACAGGGUUCCAUCUUCCUGUUCUAGUGUCUGUCAUGAAAUAAUCAUUGAUCAAACAGGGUUCACAACAAAAUGCUUGAAAGGGAUUUUAUCUCUUCCGUAUGAUCUGUACAAGUACAUAAGCCUUAUCUUUUUGGAAUUAAUGAAACUGGGCUCUCCCUAUGUGUAUCAUGUUUAUGGCAAACACAACAUUUAUGUUGGGCACAUUGGCCUCUGUAGCAAAACCUGCAGAUGAAGUGAAUAUUGAUUCAGGCCAUUUCAACACUCUUUAUCUGCAACUAGUAAUGUACAUUGAUCAGAGACCAAAAAAAUCAUUCUUGGAUAGUGAUCUACUGAAAGUAAGAUUGAGAUUAUGCCUGCUUGUGAUUCCCUGCAAAACUUCUGGGUGAUUUUCAGUGGUGGUGGAUCAUGUUUCGGCCUCAAAAGACAUGUUUUCGGUGAAGGAAAUACUUCCCUGAAAAGGUACCAAUGGAUUGAAGGGGGAGAUAUGGCUGCAGAAUCAAGGUGGGUUGGGUGGCUGUCUUGAUGCCUUAUUCAUCACUGAAUAGCUCGAAGAAAAUAAGCAUUCUACUAAGGAGAUUUAAUUUAAAACUGUUUCUUAUACCAAUGAUAAUGCAUUUCAUUGUUUGUAGAGCUUGUACAUUUCUAGUCGGAGUCUUUAUUUAUUGGUCUAUCGAUAUUUUCGCAUUCUACUACAGCGUGUCGUUGAUAUCUGAAUGAAAUACAUGUACAGGUCAUUUUAGGGCGACUAGGUGAGUAGACCUUCGAGAGUAUCUUCAGGUACUUGUCUCUGAUCAUCAAAUGCAGUUGUUCUAUACAUUAUGCUCUGGUAGAUUGAAGUAUUUGUACUUGUAGACAAAUUUUGCUGAUAUACCAAUGUCCAUAGCAUUUUACUGCCAUAUUCUUCACGUUGUACAUUUUGUGUAAGAUGUAAAUGAGUCUCCUUAUGGGGGGUGAUAUAUUGACCUGUCUUUUUGUGCUUUAUUUAAACUGUUUAUAUGAAAAUAAAGUUUUAAAAACA